Molecule: messenger RNA, 447 nt
Organism: Orbicella faveolata
Lineage: Eukaryota; Metazoa; Cnidaria; Anthozoa; Scleractinia; Merulinidae
Source: RefSeq, a predicted model, not a curated record
CAAUGUCCCCGAGAGUAACCUGUUUCCUUAGCCUGGGAAGUGAAUGCUUACGAGACCUUAAAGGCUUCAAACAUGGAAAUGAGUGGACGAUGUCAAGAUAUCAUCAACGAGUGCUUAGGCCCAAGCAUUCAGAGAGGGAAUAUUCUUCCUCACUAUCGGGAUUGAGGAGAGAUGUUCAGGGGUACAUCAAGGAUGUGUUUUCAAAGCGACGGGAAGCUGCAACCCACGUGAUGGUCUUCAUGAUCGCAGAUGAGCGCAGGGACCUGAAGCCUUACGCCAUCCCUGUUCGGGCCCUACCAUUCAAGAGCAUCAAAGAUGCUAAACUUAGAGAACUCCGUGAUGAGUUAAAGGCUACAAUGGGAAACCUUGGAAUGGUUGUUGUUGAUACGUAGUUUAACACAGUUUAUGACCUUUGCCUACUAUGGUACUAGUAAAUUAAGAAUAGAG